GUGAGGUUGCGCAAUUUGGGCUUUUCGUCUAGUUUAGUGGUGGGGAGAAUUUUAUUUUCUAUUCUUAGUCCCAGUUGGUUUGGGGUUUGGGUGGGGAUGGAAAUAAACUUGUUUGGGGCUUUAACUCUGUUAGUAAAUAAUAAAAAGCGUACAAUUGAUUCUAGGUUUAAGUAUUUUUUUGUUCAAUCUUUUGGGUCCAGAAUUAUGAUUAUAAGAAUUGCUGUUGGUAGGUGAUCAAGGUUAGGGCCAUUAGUGUCGGGCUUUAACUUAGGUUUGAUGGUAAAGGUUGGGGCAGCUCCUUUUCAUUUUUGGGUUGUAGAAGUAUUAGAUAAUAUUUGAUUGGAGAGGAUGUGGUUUUUGUUGACGGUGCAGAAGGUGGUUCCUUUGUUCUCUAUUUGUCAUGGUUUUCAUGAUGGUUGGGUUAUUUAUGCUUGUAGGGGUGUAAGAGUGCUAGUGGGGGCUGUUUGUGGGGUGGGUGCCACUCGGCUCUCUCGGUUUGUAGGUUAUUCUUCUGUAGCUCAUACUGGGUGGAGGCUAGCGUCUUGUUUAGGGGGGCUAGGCUUGUUGGUGUAUUAUCUAUUUGCUUAUUGGGUUUCUUUAGGGGGGCUGUUGUCAUUAAUAAGAGGUGACGGGUAUUUAUGUUCUGUAAGGGGUGGGAGUGUUCGACGGUCUUCUUUUAGUGGCGGGAUUUGUAUUUUCUUGCUGUCUUUAGGGGGAUUCCCACCGUUUUUGGGAUUUUUUAGUAAAUUGGCUGUUCUUUUUUGCGUAGCGAGGACUUUUCCUCCGCUUAUAAUUCCCUUGGCACUGGGGUCUGUUAUUGGUUGAGGUUAUUAUUUAUUUGUAAUAAGGUUUUGUAUUAUUAGGGGAGGUAGAAGAGUGAAGCGAGACAAAAGGGAUCGUUUGGGAGCCCCUUUUUUGUUACUGAGACUUCCUUAUUUAUUUUCCAUGCACAUCUUUUUCUAA
This is a messenger RNA of Ylistrum balloti, 963 nucleotides long. NCBI's taxonomy places the organism in Eukaryota, Metazoa, Mollusca, Bivalvia, Pectinida, Pectinidae. The record is from the annotation of a RefSeq genome assembly.